AUGGAGUGCGACACUGAUACACCCCCCUAUUGCACCGGAGAUAAAAGCUCAUUUGCCUACGUCUCCGCAAGAGACCGCUGGCCUAUCAUUCUUACUGGAAUCAUUGACGACUUGCACAAGAGUAUAUCUCAAACUACACACGUACCGAAACGUGAGGAGGGUAAAUUAAUCGUCGCUGAAGUGGCUAAACUGAAGUAUGAGUUGCAACACGAUAGACCAUUAAUUCCUCUUUGCGAAGAUGGACAGCAUGAUAUCGCUGAAUACAAUGAGGAACUUGAAAUAAUGGGAAACCCAUCUUGGUUCAAUACACCUUGGCUAUUUGCAGAAUGCUACCUCUACAGACGUAUCGCAACUUACUUUACCCUCUCAGAGCAUUGGAAGGAAUAUGAUGUGUUCGCCCAAAAGAAGAUAUCCACCUUUCAUUCAUCUCGUCCAGCUGUUCUGGAACUUGCCUUUCGUUAUCGCGAAAUAAUUCUAAAAAUAAGAGAAAAUGCUAUGGACUCUGAGGGAAUAGUUUCUUCGGAAAGAAUUUUAUUCAAUGAGAUCUUUGAGUUAUGCUUGUGGGGUAAUGCUACUGAUUUAUCGCUGUUGACAUCCUUAAACUACGAUGAGAUUCAGAAAUUGCAAGGCCUCCAAGCAAGGAAGUGCUCUAAAAAUAAUAUACUAAUCAACGACCUUGAGUCAGUCUACGAUUCCCUGGAAAAAAGGAGAAAAACACAAAGCCCCAAUAGAAAGGUUGAUAUCGUUUUGGACAAUGCAGGCUUUGAAUUAUAUGUUGAUCUUAUUCUUGCUGGAUUUCUUCUCGCCACGGGCCUAGCUACCAAGAUAGUUAUGCACGCCAAAUCGAUUCCAUGGUUUGUUUCCGAUGUUUUGCCAACAGAUUUUUCGGGCCUCCUCAAGGCACUUGCUACUUCACAGGAGUUCUUUUCGGCGCUUUCAGAAGAUGAGAAGGUUUUGGAGAAAUGUCCGGAGCCAUUAUCUCAGGAGGAGGUCGAGGUACUUUUGUUCCUUUUUGAAGAUUGGAACCAUCUACACACCGACGGUAAAAUAGAACUUUGCACAAAUAGGUUUUGGACUCAAGGCGGCAGCUUUUGGCGCCUCCCAUCCCAGAAUCCACAACAUCUAUUCCACCAAUUAAAAAAGAGUGAACUAGUUAUAUUUAAGGGUGACCUUAACUAUCGUAAAUUGACAUGUGAUGCCACGUGGGACCCUACGACACCAUUUGCAGAAGCUCUUGGUCCGAUGGGUCUAGGAUCCGGAGUAAAUGUACUCGCGCUCAGGACAUGUAAGUCGGACGUGAUUGUUGGGCUCAAGGCUGGCGAAGAUGAAGAGUUGCGCAAUACUGUCGAAGGCGGAGGGGAUACAGGUGCGAGAAAGUGGGCCUGGACGGGCAAGUGGGCUGUUAUUUCGUUUUCUCAGUCGAAACCGUGUGUAGCUUAG
This is a messenger RNA of Blumeria graminis f. sp. triticale, 1440 nucleotides long. Lineage: Eukaryota; Fungi; Ascomycota; Leotiomycetes; Helotiales; Erysiphaceae. The record is from the annotation of a GenBank genome assembly.